Molecule: messenger RNA, 1907 nt
Organism: Orbicella faveolata
Lineage: Eukaryota; Metazoa; Cnidaria; Anthozoa; Scleractinia; Merulinidae
Cellular component (GO): cytosol
Molecular function (GO): L-glutamate dehydrogenase (NADP+) activity
Source: RefSeq, a predicted model, not a curated record
AAUCACUUCCCUUUCUCGGAAAACAAGGAAAUCCUUAAAGAAGUUAAAAACAACAUCUGCAAUCAAUUUUUAUCGCUUAGUCCUCGUAUGCGCCUCUAGAUACCCCGGCGGGAGCUCACUGUGCAUUCAAAAGAGCGAUACAGUACCAGAUAGUUCAUUGAAUAAGAGAAGGGAGAGAAACGUAAGAGCAAAAUGAGUUCAAAGUAUUCCAGUCCCGAGGAGUUUCUAGAUUACGUCAAGAGAAAGAAUCCUGGAGAGCACGAAUUUCACCAAGCAGUAGAAGAAGUGGUCAGUAGCCUCUGGGAGUUUCUUGAGAAGAAUCCCAGAUACGAUCAGGAAAACAUCCUGGAAAGGUUGGUAGAGCCAGAGAGAGUGGUCAUGUUCAGAGUCCCUUGGAAAGAUGACAAAGGUAACUUCCAAGUCAACCGUGGAUACCGAGUGCAGUUCAGCUCUGCUAUUGGUCCGUACAAGGGCGGUCUGCGUUUUCAUCCCACUGUUAACCUGGGGAUUCUGAAAUUCUUAGGAUUUGAACAAAUUCUCAAGAACAGCCUCACAACUCUUCCCAUGGGUGGUGGUAAAGGUGGCUCGGAUUUUGAUCCCAAGGGAAAAACCGACAGCGAAGUGAUGAGUUUCUGUCAAUCAUUCAUGACGGAGCUGCAGAGGCACGUGGGUCCAGACACGGAUGUUCCCGCCGGUGACAUCGGCGUUGGGGGCCGGGAGAUAGGGUACUUGUUUGGACAGUACAAGCGGAUCCGAAACGAGUUCACUGGUGUGCUGACUGGAAAGGGCACGACCUGGGGAGGUAGCUUACUGAGACCGGAGGCUACUGGAUAUGGCUUGCUGUACUUUGUUCAAGAGAUGCUCAAUUCUAAAGGUGACAGCAUCAAGGGCAAACUGGUCGCAAUCUCUGGCUCGGGAAACGUGGCUCAGUACGCCACUGAAAAAGCCACUGAGCUUGGCGCCAAGGUGAUCACGCUGUCAGACUCGUCCGGUACUAUCCAUGAUCCAGACGGCAUCACGCCAGAGAAACUGGCGUAUGUGCUUGAGCUGAAGAAUGUCAAGCGAGGCCGGAUUAGUGAGUACGCUGCGAAAUACGGUGUGACUUACCUGGAAGGAAAGAAACCGUGGGGCAUCAAGUGCGACGUGGCUCUUCCCUGCGCCACACAGAACGAAGUCAGCAAAGAAGAUGCCGAGGAACUGGUCAAGAAUGGAUGCAUCUGCGUGGCGGAAGGUGCCAACAUGCCAACACAACCAGAAGCGGUCAGGGUGUUGCAGAAGAACAAGGUACUGUUUGGUCCAGGCAAGGCCUCGAACGCCGGGGGCGUGGCAGUGUCCGGUUUGGAGAUGACCCAAAAUAGCAUGAGAAGUGCUUGGACAAGGGAGGAAGUUGAUGCUAAAUUGCAGCAAAUUAUGAAAGCAGUUAAUCUGCAGUGUGUCAAGUACGGCAAAGGGGAAGACGGCUCUGUGGAUUACGUGAAAGGAGCCAACAUCGGUGGAUUCGUGAAAGUGGCUCAGGCCAUGUUGGAUGAAGGACUAGUUUGAGAAGCUAUGUCAAACUUGAAUCAAGGCUCUUUAGAUUAAUUUCAUUCCAUUUUGAGACUUUCUUUAACUGAACAGAUUAAACAUUUUCAGAAGCUAUGGUUAAUAUAAUAACUGAGUCUAAGAUUUACUGUGAGAGCGGAACAUGACUUUAUAUCAAUAGUCGAACGUUUUAAGUUGGAAGUAGAUUUUAGCACCAGUUUAACAGGUUUACCGCAAAGUGCGCUAAUUUGAUUCCUUUUAGGCGGGAUUGUAAUUUGUUUAAAACUCGUUAACAAAGUAUAGCUUGUUUGUUUCACUGGCCUGGAUUCUUUUUUUUUGAGUAUUGAUUGACAAAUAAAUUGCUCAAAAGCUCUUUUGCAACGAGA